CUGACAUCAAAGACUUUCCUGGUACACCCCGGCAAAGCCAAGAACCUUUGCUUCGUGAAGAUCGAGACCGACGAGGGAAUCUACGGCUGGGGCGAGUGCUACACGCAGUCCGACCGCGAUGUGCAGAUUACCGCGCAUGUUGACCAGCUCAAGCGCUACCUCAUCGGGCGCGACCCCACGAACAUCAAGCACUUCACGCAGAUGGCAUUCGACGACUUCGCCGGCAGGCGCGGCUCGAUGGACUACUACUGCGCCAUCAGCGGCCUGGAGCAUGCCAUGUGGGACAUCGCCGGCAAGGCAUACGGCGCGCCCGUGCAUAAGCUCAUCGGCGGCGCAUGCCGCGACAAAAUUCGCGUCUAUGCCAACGGCUGGAGCGGCGGCAACCCCACGCCCGACUCACUGGCAGAGCGCGCAUCCGAGGUCAUCGAGGCGGGCUUCACCGCGCUUAAGUUCGAUCCCAUCCCCGGACGCUGGCGCACCUAUGUCAGCAAGGACGUGGAGCGCGCCGCCGUGGAGAACGACUCGCUCCCAUGCACGCCGUCCGCAUCGCCCACGAAAUCUGAGCAGUACCGUCCCUUCUGGUUCGAAGAGCCCAUUCUCGCCGAGAACAUCCCCGCGCUCGCCUCAGUGCGCCAGAAGAUAAACAUCCCCGUCGUUACCGGCGAGGAGCUUUACACCAAGUUCGAGUUCCGCGAGGUCUUCGAGAGGCAGGCGGCGGACAUCCUCAACCCGGAUGUCUGCAACGUCGGCGGCAUCCUCGAACUCAAGGAGAUGCGGCGAUGGCGGAGCCGUACUUCGUAG
Geodia barretti is the source of this 801-nucleotide messenger RNA. NCBI's taxonomy places the organism in Eukaryota, Metazoa, Porifera, Demospongiae, Tetractinellida, Geodiidae. The record is from the annotation of a GenBank genome assembly.